Fusarium sp. VM40 is the source of this 933-nucleotide messenger RNA. The record is from the annotation of a GenBank genome assembly. Lineage: Eukaryota; Fungi; Ascomycota; Sordariomycetes; Hypocreales; Nectriaceae.
AUGCACUCCAUUCUCCCGAUCUUUCUUCUCUUCACCAACGCCCUUGCGGCCAAGGUCAAUGUCGUUUGGCGUCUAGAAAAGGAUACCAAUGCUUCGUCUUUGAGUGUCUAUGGCCCUAAGAAGUCCCUUCUGGCGGAGACCUGCGGUAGUAUUCUUCACGCUCAUGACACGAUUGACUUUUCCGACGUCAACGAAGCAGGCUUUGGCAACUUCACCGUUGGUGAUGCGAGUUACCUGGUUCACUCCAAGGCAGAAUGGUCAGGCGGACCAGAAUGCUCUAGGGUCUUCAACCCUGGUUAUGCACUGGUGCAGUGCUCGGGUGUCAACUGGGAUCCCAAGGACCUUGUUAAGACUGAUGCGACGAAAUGCUUCGAAGGUAGUCAGACAAAUGGAGAGCUGCAGUCUCUCCAAAGGCGAAGCGAGUCGCAGGAUUCUCAACUUGAGGCAAGACAGUACCAGUGCUCCAGCUGGGUAACUAGAACAGACCUUGUGGGCAAUGGGGAUCCUCACCAGAAUUACUUCCACAAGCAGCUUUCGGAAACCAUCAGCUGUGGCAAUGCGCUCUCCUGCUCAGUCGGUCAGAGCCAGAGCGAGUCCUUCUCCAUCGACUUCUCUCUCGGUGUGGCCGGCGGAAAGGGCAACUGGAUUUCUGGAGGCUUUGGUGUAAGCAAGUCUUGGACCACUGGAAACUCCUACACAUGCAACGGCGGCCCCGGAGAGACAGUCUGUAUUUGGUACAACACCGCUCACACUGCAUAUACCGUUCAGGAUGUCACUUCUAACCCCUGCACCGGCUCCACGAGAAGCAACCCUUAUGUUAUGUUCUCCCCAAACAACAACAACGUCGGAGGUGGUUACUACUGUGUCAUCGGAACUUGCCGCGCCAAGGGAGAUGCAUACUGGGACUACAGCGGUCGUGCUGGAGGCCCUUGA